This is a messenger RNA of Colletotrichum siamense, 2706 nucleotides long. It is a transcript of the gene chs-3, whose product is annotated as chitin synthase I. Gene Ontology annotation, molecular function: chitin synthase activity. The coding region runs from base 1 to 2706 and encodes 901 amino acids. The record is from RefSeq and is a predicted model, not a curated record. The transcript is spliced from 3 exons. Gene Ontology annotation, cellular component: cell periphery; cell septum. NCBI's taxonomy places the organism in Eukaryota, Fungi, Ascomycota, Sordariomycetes, Glomerellales, Glomerellaceae.
AUGGACCCUCGUUACCACCGCACGCCUUCGCCAGGCCAGCCUCUUCAACAUGGCUACCAGCUGGAGGACAACCCGUUCAACGGCCAAUACGCCGCCAACCAGCCGUCUCAGCAACACCUGGACGACCCCUACGCGAGGCAACAACACCUCGAUGCUCCCCUUCCCCCGCCUGGCCGCUUCGGCACACCAAGCGACAACCUUCAACUUAACGCAGCACACUCAAUCGAUAACUUGAGCGGUUACGACUCAAGGAGCCACCAGGGCGACUACGGUGUGAACCCGGAGGCGCAUCACGAUGCCUACUACAACCAGCCAUACCAACCCUCUCCUCAAGACCCGAAUAUGCCCUACGACCAGCCCACCGGCUACAGCGAGUAUGAUGACCACAGGCCGAUGCUUGCUCACCAAGACAGCUCGCCUCAGGACCCGUACUCAGACGCUCCCACUCCCCAGCCAGCCGGCGGCAUCAAGAGGUGGAAGACGGUCAAGCAGGUCCUCCUGUACCGCGGAAACUUGGUUCUCGACUGCCCCGUGCCCCCAAGACUUCUAAACCAGCUUCCCCACGGCGAGCGCGAUGAGUUCACCCACAUGCGCUACUCUGCCGCCACUUGCGAUCCCAACUACUUCUACGACGACAACUUCACGCUCAGACAGAAGCUGUUCUCUAAGCCCAGACAUACUGAACUUUUCAUCGUCGUUACCAUGUACAACGAAGACGAGAUUCUGUUCGCGCGGACAAUGAUUGGUGUGUUUAAGAACAUUGAGUACAUGUGCAAUCGGAAGGAGAGCAAGACGUGGGGCAAGGAUGCCUGGAAGAAGAUUGUCGUCUGUGUCGUCAGCGACGGUCGUGCCAAGAUCAACCCGCGAACAAGAGCACUGCUGGCCGGUAUGGGCGUGUACCAGGAGGGUAUCGCAAAGCAACAGGUCAACAGCAAGGAUGUCACCGCCCACAUUUACGAAUACACGACCCAGGUCGGCAUGACGAUCAAGAACGACGUUGUCUCCUUGGUUCCUAAGCAGCAGCCCGUUCAGAUGCUGUUCUGCUUGAAGGAGAAGAACCAGAAGAAGAUCAACUCACACAGAUGGUUCUUCCAAGCGUUCGGCCGUGUCCUGGAUCCCAACAUUUGCGUGCUCAUCGACGCUGGUACCAAGCCAGGUGGAAACUCCAUCUACCACCUCUGGAAGGCGUUCGACCUCGAGCCAAUGUGCGCCGGCGCUUGCGGUGAGAUCAAAGCUAUGUUGGGUACGGGCGGAAAACACCUUCUCAACCCCCUUGUUGCGACCCAGAACUUCGAGUAUAAGAUGAGCAACAUUCUCGACAAGCCCCUCGAAUCCGCUUUCGGCUUCAUUUCCGUCUUGCCUGGUGCUUUCUCCGCCUACCGAUACGUCGCUCUCCAAAACGACAAGAACGGUCAGGGUCCGCUAGAGAAGUACUUCGCUGGUGAGAAGCUCGAGGGUGCGGGCGCCGGUAUCUUCACGUCCAACAUGUACCUCGCCGAAGAUCGUAUUCUCUGCUUCGAGCUUGUGACGAAACGCAACUGCCAUUGGAUUCUGCAGUACGUCAAGUCCGCUACUGGCGAGACUGAUGUUCCCGACACCGUCACGGAAUUGGUUCUCCAGCGUCGUCGUUGGUUGAACGGUUCGUUCUUCGCUGCCAUCUACGCUAUUGCUCACUUCUACGAAUUCUUCCGGUCUGAUCACUCCUUCCUGCGCAAGAUUAUGUUCUUCAUCGAGUUCGUCUUCAACACGAUCAACAUGAUUUUCGCCUGGUUUGCCAUUGGUAACUUCUUCCUGGUCUUCAAGAUUCUUACGACGAGUCUGGGCGACGAUGACUUGCUUGGUAGGACAGGCGAGAUUCUUGGCGUCGUCUUCACUUGGCUCUACGGUAUUUCUCUGAUCACUUGUUUCGUUCUUUCCAUGGGUAAUCGUCCAUCGGGUUCCGGGCCGUACUACAUCACGAUGGUUUACUUCUGGGCAUUUAUUAUGAUCUACUUGCUCUUUGCAGCCGUCUUCAUUGCCGUCAAGGCCAUUCUGAAGGAUGUCAACGAUUCCACCGGCUUCAGCAUUAACGAACUCUUCUCGAAUCCUGUCUUCUACACCCUGAUCAUCUCCGUCAUGUCGACCUACGGUAUCUGGUUCAUCGCUUCGAUCCUCAUGUUCGACCCCUGGCACAUGUUCACGUCGUUCGUCCAGUAUAUGCUCCUGACGCCUACGUACACGAACAUUCUCAACGUCUACGCCUUCUGCAACACUCACGACAUUUCCUGGGGUACCAAGGGUGAUGACAAGGCCGAGAAGCUACCGACCGUCAGCACCAAGGAUGGCUCCGGAAAGACAGACCUUCCCGAUGAGGCCGACCUCAACGCCCAGUACGAGCGUGAAUUGGGUGUCUUCGGCACUAAGUACGUGGCGGAGGUCAAGGCUCCUACGGAAGCGCAAAAGGCUGAGGCUCAGAUGGACUACUACCGUGGCGUUCGUUCCGUUGUCGUGCUUGCCUGGAUGAUUUCCAACUUCGGUCUGGCCGCCGUCGUCCUCAGCGCUGCAGGCUUGGAGCGCAUUAGCCCUGACUCCAACAGCACGACGGACGAGAACGGCCGCGCCAACAUCUACAUGUCUGUCGUCUUGUGGUCUGUCGCAGGCCUAUCAGCCUUCAAGUUCAUCGGCGCCAUGUGGUUCCUCGUCGUCCGCAUGUUCAGAGGUGUCUAA